This is a messenger RNA of Striga asiatica, 1388 nucleotides long. NCBI's taxonomy places the organism in Eukaryota, Viridiplantae, Streptophyta, Magnoliopsida, Lamiales, Orobanchaceae. The record is from the annotation of a GenBank genome assembly.
AUGGCGAGUUCUUUUUCUUCGACCUUUUCAGGAUUGAAGAAGCUCACCUUCUCAGAUCAGUUCCUAUCCUCUGCCCGGAAAAAGUUUGCAUCCCCAUUUGGUUUAAGCGUUGUGUUUUCUUUCAUUUUCCUGACCGUAAUUUUGUUCAGUUUCUCAUCCAAGGCUCCAGGUUUUAGCCCUCUAUUUCAAGGGCUUUAUAGGUUUUCUUCCCAAAAUAAAAAUAGUACUUCUCUUUCUUCACCCUUCGGGUCUUCUGGUAAUAAUAAUACUACUUCAAGUUGGUUUAAUAAUACUGGUGUUGUUCAGUCUUCACAGAGCCCUGUGAAUGCUUCCCUUGAGGCAAAUACUAAAGGAAGUAAUAGAACUGUAGAUUCAGUGAAUUCUGCAGGGGAAAAAGAGGCUCUUGAGGGUGCCCACUUGGGAAAUGAGACUGAAUAUAAGAAUGGAAGCUUUGUUGAUUAUGACUGCUCGGUGGACUUUGUUAGCUCUCCUUUUCUUGUAAAGGAAUCAACUUACAGUGGGAAAAAUGGCUCGUUUGAUACUCUGAGAUUGGAUUUGAUGGAUGGUACUACUUCCAUGUACCACGAUGCUGAUGUUAUAAUUUUCAAUACCGGGCAUUGGUGGACUCACGAAAAAACCUCACGCGGUGAAGACUAUUACCAAGAAGGAGACUAUGUUCACCCAAGACUUAAAGUUUUGGAAGCAUUCAAGCGAGCACUUGCCACUUGGGCUCGUUGGGUCGAUAAAAAUAUUGACGUUAACAAAACUGAAGUUAUUUUCAGGGGAUAUUCGGUCACGCAUUUUAGAGGCGGACCUUGGAACUCGGGAGGCCAAUGCCACAAAGAAACAGAACCGAUAUUCAACGAGACUCACUUGGUAAACUACCCUUCGAAAAUGAAGAUAUUGGAGUACGUGCUCAAGGGGAUGAAAACUCCCAUCACAUAUCUCAACAUAAGCCGUCUAACGGACUAUAGGAAAGACGGGCACCCCUCGAUUUACAGGCCGGAUUUCCAUGCAGCUCAGCAAGAAAUACACGCACAAGACUGCAGCCAUUGGUGCCUCCCUGGAGUACCCGACACUUGGAACGAGUUGCUUUAUGUGUCUCUCUUAAAGCGAGGUCAAGGCUCUUGGAGGAAUUGAAGUUUUACUAGUUCAUGGGUCUUUGUAUACUAAGCUAGCUCAUUGGGAAUGUUUUGGUGUGAGUUUCUUUAGUUUUUUAAUUUUGCAAGUGUAUAAUAGAGUGAUAUGCCAUAUAAUGCAGAGAGGUUUUAGUAAUUCAAUCUGGUGCAAUUUUCGGUGGUGUGGUGUGGUGUGGUACGUUUAUUUGUGAUGGAAAUUAGGAAACUUUAUUAUAUGUGCAUUAAAAAUUUUGAUUCUUCCCUUCAAUA